Molecule: messenger RNA, 318 nt
Organism: Penicillium lagena
Lineage: Eukaryota; Fungi; Ascomycota; Eurotiomycetes; Eurotiales; Aspergillaceae
Exons: 2
Coding region: 1-318 (105 amino acids)
Source: RefSeq, a predicted model, not a curated record
AUGGACCAGGGCAACCCCGAGAAUGAGGAGAUCGUGGAGCACAUCGAGACCAGCACUGCGACGAACCCGAUGUGCGACUUCAAAAACGAUAAAUACUCGAUUCACUGGGCUCCUAUCAACCGCCCUAGCUUCGGCCAGGAUGGAUCUUCAAGCCCGCGCAUCCGAACCGGUGGGCUCCACAUGUUGGCGUCGUUCCCUGCCCGGCCCGGGAGCCCGGUUCACACGGCACCCGCUAUUGUAGGGGAGAGCAAGGUACAUGUGUAUGCCUGCCCCGCCGUCUGGCCUCAUGAGAGAGCCCCUGUGGCGGCGAGUCUCUAG